This is a messenger RNA of Poecilia latipinna (sailfin molly), 2498 nucleotides long. Its product is annotated as activating transcription factor 7-interacting protein 2-like. Gene Ontology annotation, molecular function: transcription coregulator activity; protein binding. The transcript is spliced from 15 exons. Bases 679 to 2124 code for a protein of 481 amino acids. The record is from RefSeq and is a predicted model, not a curated record. Gene Ontology annotation, biological process: regulation of DNA-templated transcription. Lineage: Eukaryota; Metazoa; Chordata; Actinopteri; Cyprinodontiformes; Poeciliidae. Gene Ontology annotation, cellular component: transcription regulator complex; nucleus.
GUAGAAAGAGCAACUUUGAAGCUAUCGUACUUUUCUAAAAACAUCUUCCCCACCGUACCGGAAAUGUACGAAUACAAGGAAAAACACAUCAGCCGUUGCCAGUUAAAACCGUUAUUUUGUCCCAUCAUCAUCUAACACGUACAAGCUUGAAGCAUCAUUAUUUUACCCAUAUUAAGAGUCUGAAAGGUUUACAUUGAAGUGAAACUACGCUAUAUUUCUAAGACCGCGUUGUUCUGGAACGUUCCUUCUCCAGCUUGCAAAAAUGCUUCAGAAAAUUGUGUGCCCGUGUGCUGCCUAACUAAUAUUGUCUGUCUUAAUCUUAAAACCUACCUUUUUCGUUGAUGCUGCUCCUUGAUUCAAGGUUUAAAAUAUUUUAAUGGCGAGUCAUGUAGUCAUCAGAACAACAACAAAACAAGAACUCAAAACGUCUGAGAUAUACAUCAGUUUUAUGAUUAUAAAUGAAUUUCAGUUUUUGAAUUGAAUCACACAGGGCUGCAUAGCGGCACUGUUGCCUUUCAGCAAGACAGUCCUGGGUUCAAAUCCCGGCCUGGGGGUCUUUCUGCAUGGAGUUUCCAUGUUCUCUCCGGAGAUGUACUACUUUACUGAGACGCCCCUCCACGCUUUGUGCCUGAUGUUAUGAGCUUCUGUUUCCACAGUACACCAGAGACUUAACCCAGCAUGUCAUCCACACCAAAUCAAAGUCCAGCUUUCACUUGCUCUAGCGAACCUGCUGGUCUGUCAGCUAAGCGUAAGAGAAUGAAACAUUUCUCCAAAAAGCAGUCGAACAACUUACGCCGAAUAAACAUUGGCGUGGCCUUUCAAAGAUGGCGCGACCUCAAAGAUUCGCAUGGAUUCAGGUCUGACGCACAGUUGGCCUUGCAUCUUCUUCAUGAGUUUGUGACUGACAUUUGCCUCCAGCGUUACAGAACAGAGACAUUUCCUCCUGUGUCUGGACCUGCUGAAGCCGGCGAUAUGAGGCUAAUGAUCUCCCAAUCAGAAGUGCAAGCUCUCAUUGAGCAGGAGGCCCAUAAAGCUGUGGCAAAUAAGGAAAGGCAGAUUGAGAGUAUGAUACAACGCAUUCAAGACUCAAAUGAUGAAGCCAGCUUCGAAACGUCCAUUCAGAAACUAGAGAGUCGAAUCGAAGCCAUAGCGAGGAGAGCGGAGGUGGCUCUCUCCUACUUAGCAAGUAUUCAGAAGCAGAGUUCUCCGUCCUCCGCUGGUGACGCUGACAUCCUCGGGAAAGGCCCACAGCGUGACCCUUUGGAAGCGGCGUCACAGACAGACACAAUGAGAACAAACCGUGAAGCGGAAAGUGGGGAGCUUCUCAAAAUGAUGGAGACAACAAGAAACGCACUGAAGAAUUUCCGUGCCGACAAUGAGACGUUGACCACUGCCUUGGCGAAUUUAGAGGACCCUCCUCCCGUUCUGACGCCUCGGUGUUCUCCUGUUGCUACGGAAAGAAAAAUAUGUGGACAAAAAAAUCAGUGGUCAAGUAAUGAAGAUUUAUGUGAGAAGCCGCCGCCACCGCCGUGUCUUAGUCCCUGUGACUCUAAAGAGCAUAAGAAGGUUGCCAGUAUAAAAACAGAGGCAGCAGAUUCCCGCAACGAGAAUCAAGACUACUUCGAUGAGCCCAUGGCUAAGCGGUUAAAAGAAGAAGCUUCCUCUCCUGGCCACAGCAGCAGUCCUGCACUCAGUGAUUUGGAAGGCAUAGAGUCGACGAAGGAGGACAUGUUCGUCUAUCCGCCUCUUCCCAACACCCCCUUCCCGGCCGUCCUGAAGAUGGAAGCGGCUUCGUACAAGAUGCCUCCGAGAGUAGACGUAAACCUGGCCUUCAUCAGGAACCCAACUCGAGUCUCCGUCCUCUGGAACGUGGAGGACGAAGACCCCAGUUUGCCACCGAUGGAAAGCUACACCAUCCUGCUGGCGAUGGAGACCUUUAAAGGGAGCGGCGUCUUCCUCAAGUGGGAUACUUACGACAAACUGCAGGCCAAGUCUCUGCCCAUGUGCGCUCUGAUCAAUAAGUUCAAGCGUGGGCACAAGCUGUGUGCUGCUGUGGUGGGCAAAGACAUAUUUGGUCGCUACGGACCCUAUAGCAAAGUUGUUACGGCGAUCCUGCCGGACUAAUUCGGAAGAGGAUGCAUGCAGGAACGCCUUGGAAACCUAAAAGCUUUCGUUUAUUGCUUUGAUUGUUCAGAAUGCAUUUUGUUGUUGUUCUUACGCAGGCAGAACUAUUUGUAAGUAAAACAGCAUGCACUCAAAUGCCCGUAAAGUGAGUUAAGAAGCAGGUCAGCUUUAGAAAGAUGUCUCUUAAAAGUUUUACAGUCGGGUUCCAGUUGGUAAAAUAAGUGCCAAGAUGUAAAUAUUCUUAGUUCACCUUUGUGUUUAGAUGCCAGGAGGAGAAGUAAUGGUGCUAUCUUAUCUUUAAAAGCAUGCAAGCAAGAUUUUAACGAAAUGUUGGAUUUUGUUUAUUUGCAAAUAAAGUUGACUUUUAAAUGUUA